UUGUGACAUAUUGCGUCACAUGACGGAGGAAUCCAGGAAGUAUUUUGGUUACCCAAGGCGGAAGCAUAUAUUCUACUGAACCUGAAAGUGAUUUAGGAGAAAACGUUGUUAACGAGGAACAGCAUUGUUAUAACUCAGUAAUCACAGGGCGGAGUGGAUAUUCCGGAUAUUCCUUUUCGUUGCUGGUAGACCGGGUCACUCCACCACUGCCCUCCCGAUCCAGUUCUUCCCGCCACGUGUUUGGUUUCUGACCUCGCUCAACAUCAGUGCCUGUGUGUCCAGCCUCAGCUCCCUCUUUAACUUUUAGUUUCAGCCCAUCCCAUCCAUAACAGUCUCUGUCUCUGUCAAUGGCUGGGCGCGGUGGAGGAACAACCAGGCCUAAUGGUGCCACAGUGGCAAACAAAAUCUGCCAGUUCAAACUUGUGCUGCUGGGGGAGUCAGCGGUAGGCAAGUCCAGCUUAGUGCUGCGCUUUGUCAAAGGCCAGUUUCAUGAAUUCCAGGAGAGCACCAUUGGAGCGGCCUUCCUCACUCAGACUGUCUGUCUGGAUGACACCACUGUGAAGUUUGAGAUCUGGGACACAGCAGGUCAAGAGCGCUACCACAGCCUGGCUCCAAUGUACUACAGAGGCGCUCAGGCGGCCAUUGUGGUUUACGACAUUACCAACACAGAUACUUUUGCACGAGCGAAAAACUGGGUAAAGGAGCUGCAGAGACAAGCCAGUCCCAACAUAGUGAUCGCUCUGGCUGGAAACAAGGCAGACAUCGCAAACAAGAGAGCUGUAGAGCUUCAGGAGGCACAAGCAUACGCUGAUGACAACAGUCUACUCUUCAUGGAGACCUCAGCCAAGACUGCCAUGAAUGUCAAUGAAAUUUUCAUGGCUAUUGCGAAGAAGCUACCGAAGAACGAUCCUCAGGGUGGAGCUGGACAAGGGGGGCGGACCAGGACAGGAGUGGAUCUACAAGAAGCUGCUCCUCAGGGCCGCAGCAGCCGGUGCUGCGGCGGGGGCAAUUAGCAAGUACAAAACAAUGAACUUAGUGAGCGAGCCCUGAACAUUGUUUUAAGGACAGCACGUAGCUAAAACCCAGAGAGGCAGGAGAAGGCAGAGCCACUCGCCACCCCUGCACUUAAACUGAGAUAACAGAUGAGAUUAUCUGGAUCCUCUUUGAUUUAAGGAACUUUUUUUUUAAGAAUCAUAAGCUAGAGGGAAUAACCAAGAUCCCUCACUACUUCUCUUCUGUCUUUCCCCCCAUGUAUCUAUCUACCUCCCUGUUCAUCUUCAGCCUCUGUCUCAGUUGAUUGAAUUCUGUCUUUAAUGAAUGGGUGAUGCUGAGGUUGUUUGCCAUUUUCCCCCUAUUUGUUUGAGUGUGUGUGUGUGUGUGUGUGUGUGUGUGUGUGUGUGUAAUGGUGUGUGUCUAUGUUAUGUAUGUGUAUGUAUAUAGUACAUACAUGUAUGUGUAUGUACUAUAUACAUACACAUACAUGUAUAUUGGCAGUUUACUUUUCUACUCUUUUGUCAUUUCCCUAUACAUUGAUCAUCAUUAUGAAAGAUACAAAUAUCCAACUACUAAUACUGGAAUUGCAAAUGACAGAGCAAUUAAUCUUAAAGCUGGAGUGCGGAACUUUUGUCUCCCCCUUCUGGCAGUGAGAGUAAUUACACAAACACUAUCGACGCGUGCUUAUGAUGUAUGCCUAUAGUGAGCUGGCCCCAGGCUCAUGUUCAGAAAUAGUUACAAAAUACUGAGAAAUUUCCACAGUUAAUAAUAAUUAUAAUAACAAUAAUCCAUUAUUUAGGUAGAGUAAAUGUAAUAGCUACAUGGCCUACUCCAAAUAUUUUACCAACCUGUCCAAGAGCAGUAACUUGACGUCUGUGUCUGCCUCAGUCCCUUUUCUCAGCGCUCUCCAACAAGGAAAAGCUAAAGCUACACCAGUCGUUAUCUGUGUUUGUCCUCGCCGUCGAUCGCUUUCUUAUUUUGACAGUAAUCCUUCCUCUGAAAGCUGAGUUUCUUUUGUUAUCUGGAGCAUCAGACACAUGUUGUCUUGGACGCUUCUUAGGUUUUACAAGGUUUCCUAGUUGCUGUAGCCUACUCCGUCGCUACGGUUACUCCAGAGCCAUGUAGAGAGAGUUGCGGCUUUAUUGGCACGACUGCAUACAAUACAACGUUGCCAAAGCAUAUUAACACAAACUAUCCAAUCAUAAUAAACAAAAUAAACAAUAAACAAUGCUCAAUAAUAAACAUUCUCUCCAAUGGACCUUUAUUUUUUUACAGCAAUGGCGGAUCGCGGCGCUCUACAUGGCUCUGGGUUGCUCCCCAAUUCCGCUCUGGCAAACCAAAUAAAUAUAGAAAUACAGAGAGAUUUACCUGGUGGUGAUAGGCUUAAUCAGCAUUGUGUGAACUCAUUUGGCAAGGGCUUGAAUGUAAUCGAUGUUUAUUUAUAUGUAAAAGUCCCACACUCUAGCUUUAACGAUUUUUGUCUUAUUGCAAUUUAGAUCAUAGCAUUUUGUUCUUUUUAGGGACCUGGACAUGACACAAUUCUAAGGAAAGCUCUAGACUUUGCUUAUUUAAGCAGGUCACGUUUUAAUAGGCUACACGUCUGAAGAUGUUUCUGAACUGUGCAACAAAUGCAGUUGUUUGCAUUCAUUGUGUAUUGAUAACCUGUAACACCAGAGAGUUGUUAGCCUUUUUUAAAAAGAAAUGUGAAAAUAACUUGUAAAGUAAUAAAUAACAUGCAAGAUUCAUUUUGUUUUGAGUUGUUUUGCAGUGGUAUGGUAUAGCUUUGGAGGACAUUUCCAAUGAUUAUUUGCAUGUGUGUUUUUAAGUCUGUUGGCACUGCAGGGUGGCCGCCUGGUGGGUUCAAACCACUCUGGCCUGGUUUGGUGUAAGAAGCAGUACAGCCUCUGUGGCAAUAAGCAAGGUUUUUAGAUUCGUAAGAUAGCAUAUUGGCCCAAAUAUAAGACAUUGUUGUUGUUGUUUUUUCCUGGAAAUGACAUGUGAAGAAGCAGGGACAAUGUCAUUAUGCACUUGCUGACUCUGUCGCAAGAGAGUCAUGAUUUAUGUCAUGCUUAAUACAUGAAUCUACUGAUAAUGCUAACUCUCUUUUAGAUUAUAAAUUGGAAUCAGAAAUACUAUGUUUAUCUUGUUCAUACUAUUUUUAAAGAUUUAUUUUUCAUUGAUGCCCUUACUAUAUUUGUAUUUAAGCUUGAUGAUGUGUUAUAUUUGGGUCAAUAUGGUCUGUUUAAAUCCUUCGUAUGCAAAUGUCAGUAUGUCCAAUGGUAGUACGCACGUUUAGUAUGUGAAACUAUGAGUGUGCAUACAGCAAUGAAAAGUAGUAAGUAUUUGGUCCUAACAAGAUUAAAAUUGUCCUAUAUUUUCUUUUCACCUUGUUCCCUAAUCGGAAGACAUUCUGUUAAAGAUAAAAAAAUAUAUAUAGCAUGUGUGUUUAUACAAAAUAUGGCUGCCACAAGCUGCAAUAAAUCACCCGAAUGGCUUCUGACUGA
This is a messenger RNA of Siniperca chuatsi (mandarin fish), 3497 nucleotides long. Its product is annotated as ras-related protein Rab-5C-like. Gene Ontology annotation, molecular function: GTPase activity; GTP binding. The record is from RefSeq and is a predicted model, not a curated record. The transcript has 6 exons. Lineage: Eukaryota; Metazoa; Chordata; Actinopteri; Centrarchiformes; Sinipercidae. The coding region runs from base 348 to 1013 and encodes 221 amino acids.